This is a messenger RNA of Arabis nemorensis, 315 nucleotides long. The record is from the annotation of a GenBank genome assembly. NCBI's taxonomy places the organism in Eukaryota, Viridiplantae, Streptophyta, Magnoliopsida, Brassicales, Brassicaceae.
AUGGGUUUGAGCCGUUUUGCGAUUUCAAAUGCAACAAAACAGAUAUUGAAGCUAAACUCAUUGGCAAACAGAAACCGAACAUCAUCAUCAUCGGAUCAUGUCCCUAAAGGGCAUGUGGCAGUGUACGUUGGAGAACAGAUUGAGAAGGAGAAGAAGAGAUUUGUGGUUCCAAUAUCGUAUUUGAAUCAUCCUUGUUUCAGAGAGUUUCUUAGUCGAGCAGAGGAAGAGUUUGGAUUCAAUCAUCCAAUGGGAGGCUUGACCAUUCCUUGUAGAGAAGAAGUGUUUCUUGAUCUUAUUGCUUCUCGUUUACAAUAA